Dalotia coriaria is the source of this 2813-nucleotide messenger RNA. RefSeq names its product dipeptidyl peptidase 9-like. The transcript has 4 exons. Gene Ontology annotation, biological process: proteolysis. Lineage: Eukaryota; Metazoa; Arthropoda; Insecta; Coleoptera; Staphylinidae. Gene Ontology annotation, molecular function: serine-type peptidase activity; dipeptidyl-peptidase activity. The record is from RefSeq and is a predicted model, not a curated record. Bases 208 to 2679 code for a protein of 823 amino acids.
UGUCACUCAUUCCACACUUGAAGAUUAUGUUGGUUAUGUGCUCGCUGCAUUUUUCGUUUAUAUUUGGGUCGCGAGCGUUUCUCUUCGGUGCGGUAUUAAAUAAAAUGUCGCAAUCGUAGUGGCCGCGUGCGCGUGUGUUAAAUGAGAGCACAUCGAAAAUGAAUCUGUGUUGAAGCCGAAGAGAUCGAAUCUUCUCUGCGCGUUGAAAUGGACGCCGAAAGCGCAGACUGCAAAUUGUCGUGGUCGGAGCUGAAGAAUGUCGUCACCGAUUUACGUCGGCAAUUAUCCAGCCUGUCGACGAUGGUGCCGACGAAUGUAUCCUUCCGACAGCUACACGACGGCCGCACACGUAUUUACUUUCUCAGCACGCCGCAGAACGGCUGGGAGAGCACACUGCUCUUCGCCGACGUACCAAACGAAAACCCGAAUGCAUCACUCACGCUGCAAUGGCACUGCGUGAUCGAAUCCAACUUUCCGACGGUCUCAGCAUCCAGUAGAUACUCUAGAGAAGAACAAUUGUUAUGGGAACGUAAACGACUUGCCACCUGGGGCAUAAACUGGUAUGAAAUUCACUCAGCGUCCGGAAAAAUUGUUUUUCCAGCCAACAGCAGCUUAUUUCAAUGCAUAGACAACGGUUAUUCAGCCGGUCCAUUAUUUCCAACUAAACUUCGAAUAUCCACCGCGUCAGGCGCAAAACUCAACCCGCAAAUAUGCCCCUCGAAUCCUGAUCUGGUUGCCUACAUUUGCAACCAAGACAUUUGGGUUGCCCACACUGUUUCCGGCUGCAAUGAGCGUUUAACCUACGCGCACAAAGGCGGACGUAACCUAGCGGAUGAUCCACUCUGCGCAGGCGUGCCAUCUUAUGUCAUGCAGGAAGAAUUCAGCCGGUAUCAAGGAUACUGGUGGCAACCGACAUGCGCAUUAGGUGUAUAUCGUAUCCUGUACGAAGAAAUCGACGACGGCGACGUGAAAAUCUUCUGUUUUCCAUCGUCACAGUCCGAUCCCAGCGGCGAAGUGGAAGAGUUUCGCUUCCCACGCGCCGGCUGCGCCAAUUCAAAGAGCUACCUGAAGUUAAUCGAGUUCCGAAUCAGUGAUACACAACAAAUCACUGAUAUUGUCAUGUUAGAAUUACAAUUUAGCGUGAACACAUUAUUCCCAUGGACGGAGUACAUCGUACGCGCUGGAUGGACACCAGAUUCCGAAUAUAUUUGGGUACAGCUGCUGGACAGGCGACAAAAACACCUUGAAUUGGUCCUGUUGUCACUUAGUAAUUUCACAGAGGUGUUACCCAUGUACGAUGAAGGCACCAAUUCGGAUAUUGGUAAUCCAAUGGUGCAAGUUAUCUACGCGGAAGAGUCGUGCGCAUGGGUGAACGUCCAUGACUUGCUUGUCUUCCUUCCGGGAGCUUCAGAUAACCAGGUACAGUUUAUUUGGGCCAGUGAGGAGACUGGUUUCCGGCAUUUGUACCUGGUCACAGCGCAACUCAUGCCCUAUACAAAUGGCAUCUCCGAACCAAUGGAUCAUGUUUCGCUGCAUCCGAAAUUGUUACAAAAGGUGGCGCUGACGCAUGGUGAUUGGGAGGUGUUGGCGCAGGACAUCUGGGUGGAUGUGGAACGCGAAGUUGUGUACUUUAUGGGUUUACGUGAGACUGUCCUAGAGAAACAUCUCUAUGUUGUCUCAUUACGUCGACCCGGUGAGGUUAGGUUACUCACACGCACCGGGUAUUCCUACCAGUGUGAUUUCAACGAUGAAUGCUCCAUGCUGGUGACGGUUUAUAGUAAUAUCGAGAAUAUCCCUGCGUGUCAGGUGUUUAAGGUGACUCACACUGACUGGACGGUUGAAGGUGUGCAACUCACCCCGUUGGGAUACCUUCUUGAAUCCGGGCCGCCAUUGAAUAAGAAAUACUGCCCGGAUUUGUUCACGCACACGAUCGAAUCGGGGCACACCCUGUAUGCGAUGGUUUUCAAACCGCAUGGGUUCCAGCAAGGUAAACAAUACCCGACUAUACUGAAUGUCUACGGUGGGCCUGAGGUGCAGUUGGUUUCGAAUGCGUUUAAAGGUAUGCGACAGUUGCGUAUGCAUAUGUUAGCGGCGCGUGGAUAUUGCGUGGUGGCGAUUGAUUCACGAGGUUCGCAACAUCGCGGUAUAGAGUUUGAGAGUUAUCUGCGUGGGCGGAUGGGUACGGUUGAGUUGGUGGAUCAAGUCGAGGUGCUCAAAUGGCUGGCGAGUAGUUUAGGUUAUGUUGAUUUACGCCGCGUGGCGAUACAUGGCUGGUCGUAUGGAGGUUAUCUCAGCCUGAUGGGACUUGUGCAACAUCCAGACGUGUUUAAACUGGCGAUUGCUGGCGCACCGGUCACCAACUGGAUGUUGUAUGAUACAGGCUACACGGAGCGAUAUAUGGAUCUCCCUGAGAAUAAUCAGCAAGGGUAUGAUGAAGGCUCAGUGUUGAAUUACAUCAAUAAAUUCCCCGAAGAGGAAAAUCGAUUGUUGAUUAUUCAUGGAUUAAUCGAUGAAAACGUGCACUUUUAUCACACUAGUCAACUGAUAAACAGCAUGGUGAAGGCCGGUAAGCCGUAUCAGUUGCAAAUCUAUCCGAAUGAAAGGCACUCGCUGCGCCAUCUGGACGCGAGCAAACACUACGAGACGACGCUGCUGUCGUUCCUGCAGAAUCAUCUCUAACCGACGCCAUGUUCAUAUACAUAGUUGACGAUACGAAGAUUUAGCGUUAAUUUAUUAAACAAAUGACGAUAUAUAUACAAACAAUAUGUAUAAAUAUGUAAGAAACCUAAUUUAACUAUAAGCAAGCGAGACUA